Colletotrichum truncatum is the source of this 390-nucleotide messenger RNA. RefSeq lists its product as uncharacterized. Lineage: Eukaryota; Fungi; Ascomycota; Sordariomycetes; Glomerellales; Glomerellaceae. The record is from RefSeq and is a predicted model, not a curated record.
AUGAACAGACAACAAAACCCUCUACCAGGUCUGCGGAUCGCGGCCAUCGCUUUUCUCGCUACCCGCACUGCUGAGGGCCGCACUUUGUGCUCCAACCCGAACAGAGAGCUCGUUCUGGAAUCCAAUUGUGAAAAUCCCAAGGGUCCCGGCCUCUAUUACAUGGUGGCCAGCGAAAUAGACCUACCGGUGGGCACGAAAAUUGACGAAGAAGUGCAACUGAAUGAUAGCUUCAACCCGAUUGACCGGGCAAAUGCCAUGUUUCCUCAAGAUAUUGAAGGUUUAGAAUCGGGGGGUUUUGGAAAACGCCAAUGCGACCCUGGUCAAGGCGGCGGCAAUGGAGGCGGCCGCCCUGUUGUCAUAGUCGGUGGUGGCGCUGUUAUAGGGGGUUAG